Molecule: messenger RNA, 2067 nt
Organism: Acytostelium subglobosum LB1
Lineage: Eukaryota; Evosea; Eumycetozoa; Acytosteliales; Acytosteliaceae
Exons: 7
Coding region: 1-2067 (688 amino acids)
Biological process (GO): cell surface receptor signaling pathway
Cellular component (GO): membrane
Molecular function (GO): transmembrane signaling receptor activity; protein binding
Source: RefSeq, a predicted model, not a curated record
AUGGUGAUGACCAUGUCGAUGACGAUGAUGAUCACUCAAACAAGUGCACAACAGUUACCAAUUGACUUUGGUGCCACUUGUGAACAACUGGAUCCAAACUCAAAGUGCAAGCCAUAUCUACCAUACGACUCUAUAUACCUUCCAUAUGGAACCAAUCAAUCGGAAAUCGAGACCAACGUCACAAACGCAAUCACUCUACUUUCAUUCACACCACUAUCUUGUUCCGAUGUUGCCAUUCCAAUCACCUGUUUGAUUGCAUUCAGACAAUGUAACACCAUCAACACAACAUCACCGAUAAUCAAAUUACCCUCAUCAGCAUGCCUAUCAGAGUGCGUAUCACUGAAUACAUCAUGCUAUGAUGUGUUCAAAGCGAAUAAUGUACCAAUCAAUUGCAGUUCAGAUAGUCAUGGUACCCCGACAUUCACCAAUCAAUCAACAUUGUUUGAACUGCGAGACUAUGGUGGACCUUGGAUAACGCCAAUCCAAUGCGACGUGGUGGUGGGCGGUGUGCGCCCCAACGCCACCUGCCUGAAGCCACUGGUCAUGGUAUCGCCAGAGGAACGUAAAGAGGGACUCUACUUUGUUAUCGAUGACAAGGGUUGUGCGCUGCCGUGUCCGUCGAUGGUGUUCUCUCCCGAUGAGGGACGCAUCGUGCACAUCACCAACGUGGUGAUGAACUCUGUGUCAUUCGUCGGCUCGGUCUUGACACUGCUCUUCUUUGCGCUGGUGUCCAAUAAGCUCAACUAUAGAAUGGAGAUCAUCUUCUACUUCUCUCUGUCCACCAUGAUGAUAUCGAUUGGCUCGUUCAUGAUGAAUCCGCGUCAGGAGCAAUUCGCAUGCGCUGGACCUCCAGGACGAUACAAGCUUGGCACCAAAGAGGCAGACUGUGGCAUUGGCUAUCUCUUCUACCAAAUUGGUGCAUUGGCCUCAAUCAUUUGGUGGACAAUCAUUUCCUAUGAUGCUUACAACUCGACCAAGAUACAGAAGAUCAAACAUUUCAAUAUAUUCAAGUUCUUUGUUUGGGGAUUCAUUAUAUUGUUGUCCACUAUACCUUUGAUGUUCAACAAGGUUGGAGCAAUACUUAGUUCCAAUGGAUGUUGGAUACUUAAUAGUGAUGGAAACGUUUACCAAUAUGUAUCAUUCCUCGUACCAUUCUGGAUAUGUCUAGUACUCAUUCUCUACUUUGUCACCUACGUAAUCUUCCGAGUAUUCAAGAUCUACAACGUAGUCAAAGAUAAGAAGAUGCUCAAGUUUAAUCUGAGAAUGCUUGGAAUGAUGUGUUACAUAUUUGUCGCUUCGGCAUUUGUUACAUUCUUCCUGUUCUACUCGAAUGGCAGAUCGAAAGAGUAUAUCAAGUUGAUCGUCGAUUGGUUAUUAUGUAUCUCCAAACAUCAGGACGACAUCUCUUUCUGCCAUCUCUACACACCAGACUUCAAGCUCAAGAUGUCCACCGCAAUAUUCUUUGGUGGAUUUGGUCUGAUUGGUUUCCUUUCAAUGAUGACUGACCCUGCCAACAAGAGACUGGCACGUCAAUCAAAGAUAUUUAUAUACUUUGCCAACAAGUAUUUGGAGUUCAGGGGAAGCGGUAGUAGAUCAAAGUCAACGUCGUCAGAGUCAUCGUCAUCAACCAAACCUACGACAUCAUCACAAAUCAGUAGUGGAGUGAUAUCAAGUUCGAGCGAAUGGCUAAAGGCACAGCAAGAGAGGAACAAGGAGAUGAUUGUCAAGAUCAUGAACCAACACCGCAUCGAAUCUCAGGCACAUCGCGACGAUGCCAUCGAGCUCUCCAGUCUCGACAACAACUCAAUCAACGGCACCUCGGCAAUCAUAAGCGUUCCAGAUCUAGAUCUAGGUAGCAGCUCGACUCCAAUCAAUGAUCCAAACAACAACAACAACAACAAUAGUCAAGUUAUUUUAAAUGUAGACCCAACAGCAUCAUCCAUAGUAUUGGACAACAACGACAACAACAACAGCAACAACAACAACGCCAUCGACAUUCACCACAGCGACAGUGAUAGUGACAGCGACAGCAGCAGUAGCAGCAGCAGUAGCCAUCAAGACGAUUAA